AUGUGUUUUGGCAUUAACGUGGCUCCAACAAUAAUGACCACGAUUCUUCGGCAUGUGCUCAAUUUAAAUCCAACUGUAAAGAAAGCAUGUGAUAACUACAUUGAUGAUAUAUUUGUGGAUGAAAGUGUGGAAACUGCGGAAAAUGUAGCGAAGCAUCUGCAUAAAUUCAGGUUACAAUGUAAACCUCCACAAAAUCUUGAACAAGGACGUGUCUUCGGAUUGAGAGUCGAAAGAAAUAAAAAUGGGGAACUGAUAUGGAAACGAGACAAUGUGGUACAGUUUGAACCUUUAAAUGCAGUCACACGAUCGCAGCUUUUUAGCAAGUUAGAAAAACUGAAAGAUUUGCUUCACCGUGUGAAAAAGGAGGAUCCAGUUGGUGGAAAAUGGUUGGUACCAGUGAAUGGAAAAGCUGAGCUUUAUCGUGAUGCAUCAUCCAUAGGACUUGGGGUAGUUCUGCUCAUUGGUGGAGUAGUUGUUAAAGACGCAGCAUGGCUAUGGCGAGCAAGUGACACACACCAUAUCAAUAUAAGUGAACUGGAUUCGAUACUUCGUGGACUAAACUUAGCUAGUAAGUGGGACAUAAAAGAGUUAACAAUAUACAGUGAUAGCAAGAGCACCGUAGGAUGGUUAAACGCAGUUUUGAAGGAAAAGUAUCGCGUAAAAACUCGUGGAGUUUCUCAGUUGUUAGUACAAAGACGGUUAAAUACUAUUAAGGAAGUGGCAAAAGGUUUCCAGAUUGUAGCACAAUGGAUUCCAUCCGAAAUAAAUUUGGCUAAUCGACUCUCACGAAUCCCUCAAAAAUGGUGCAGAACAGUGUGUGCAGUUGAAUUACCUGAACAAAAAGACAUAUGGAAAAUUCAUUCGAUUGGUCACUUUGGUGUUGAUCGAACAUUACAACUUUGCUUGCGAAAUAACCACUAUGUAUCACGUAAGGAGGUUUCAGUAGUAAUAGCAAAUUGUAACCAGUGCAACUCCAUCGAUCCUUACUCCGUACAGUGGAAGCAUGGUCAACUAAGCGUAGAAAAAAAUUGGAAUCGGGUUGCCAUUGGCUUCACACAUGUAGGUGCUGAACUGUACUUAUCGAUGAUUGAUUGUGGUCCAUCACGAUAUACAAUAAGGCGUAAACUAGUAGCUUAA
This is a messenger RNA of Hydra vulgaris (swiftwater hydra), 1137 nucleotides long. RefSeq lists its product as uncharacterized. The record is from RefSeq and is a predicted model, not a curated record. Gene Ontology annotation, molecular function: nucleic acid binding; RNA-DNA hybrid ribonuclease activity. Lineage: Eukaryota; Metazoa; Cnidaria; Hydrozoa; Anthoathecata; Hydridae.